GAAAACAGCGAUAUCCAUUUUAAAUUCCCGCCACUUUUACUAGUUGCAGAUCUUUUCCGAGUUGAGGUGUUGGGGGCUUUCUCUCAGUUUGGGAUUUUGGAACAAAAAGAAGAAGAAGAUGUUGUGGGUAGACAAGUACCGUCCCAGAACCCUAGACCAGAUCAUGGUCCAUCAAGACGUUGCCCAAAACCUCAAGAAGCUCGUGACUGAGCAGGACUGUCCGCAUUUGCUCUUCUAUGGCCCGUCUGGUUCUGGCAAGAAAACCCUAAUCAUGGCCAUCAUUUGCCAGAUGUUCGGACCCAGUGCUGAGAAGGUGAAGGUGGAAAAUAGGACCUGGAAAGUUGAAGCUGGAAGUAGAAACAUUGAUUUAGAGCUAACAACAUUGUCAAGCACCAACCAUGUGGAACUGAAUCCCAGUGAUGCAGGAUUUCAGGACAGAUAUAUUGUUCAAGAGAUAAUUAAAGAAAUGGCCAAGAAUAGACCAAUUGACACAAAAGGGAAAAAGGGAUUUAAAGUUUUGGUUCUCAAUGAGGUUGACAAACUAUCGAGAGAAGCACAGCAUUCUCUUCGGAGAACAAUGGAGAAGUAUAGCACUUAUUGCCGGCUAAUAUUAUGCUGUAACAGCUCUUCAAAGGUUACUGAAGCCAUCAGGUCCAGGUGUCUAAAUGUCAGAAUCAAAGCACCAACAGAAGAACAGAUUGUUAAGGUACUGGAGUUCAUUGGGAAGAAAGAAGGACUGCAAAUUCCAUCUGGAUUUGCUGCUCGUAUAGCUGAAAAAUCAAAUCGGAGUUUAAGAAGAGCUAUAUUAUCAUUUGAGACUUGCCGUGUACAACAAUAUCCUUUCACAAGCAACCAAUCAAUACCACCAAUGGAUUGGGAGGAAUACAUCUCUGAAAUUGCAUCUGACAUAAUGAAGGAGCAGAGCCCAAAAAGGCUUUAUCAGGUUCGACUUAAGUUGUAUGAGUUACUUGUAAAUUGUAUUCCUCCAGAAAUCAUCUUGAAGAGGCUGCUUUACGAAUUAUUGAAGAAAUUGGACAUAGAAUUGAAGCAUGAGGUCUGCCACUGGGCAGCAUAUUAUGAACACAGGAUGCGUCUUGGACAAAAAGCAAUAUUUCACCUAGAAGCAUUCGUGGCCAAGUUCAUGAGCAUUUAUAAGGCUUUCCUCAUUGCAACAUUCGGCUGAACACUCUCAACCUAGCAUGAUAUCUUCCUCUGCUUUUGGAAUGUGGAAUUAUGUUAGAAUAUAUGAUGGCCAUGAUUAGUAAUGUUGGAAUAUGUGAUGGCCAUGAUUAGUAGUCUAUCCCAGUGUUUAUCUUAUCAAAGAAUGUCAUUAUCAGGUGUUUUUGAAUAGUGUCGAUAAGGUGUUUUUGAUUAGUGUCUUUGUAAUUUUUAAUCUGAAAUGCCUUAUGGUGGCUUCACCUUAAUUUUUUGAGCAAAAACUUUUUUUUUUCUUUAUUUAUUGUUUUGUACUCUACAUUUUUUUCUGGUCCGAAUAUUGAUAUUAUAAGUGAAACGCUUAUCCUCCA
Molecule: messenger RNA, 1526 nt
Organism: Ziziphus jujuba (common jujube)
Lineage: Eukaryota; Viridiplantae; Streptophyta; Magnoliopsida; Rosales; Rhamnaceae
Product: replication factor C subunit 3
Exons: 11
Coding region: 119-1183 (354 amino acids)
Biological process (GO): DNA repair; DNA-templated DNA replication
Cellular component (GO): DNA replication factor C complex; nucleus
Molecular function (GO): DNA clamp loader activity; DNA binding; ATP hydrolysis activity
Source: RefSeq, a predicted model, not a curated record